AAUGCUCCAUUUAACUAGCCAAUCAUACUGUACAUUUCCUUUGAUGGAAAAGUCUGUGCAAGUCAUGACAUCCGGUAGAAAAACCCAUUUGAUUGUCUUUCAACAUCAGGCCAUCAUUACACAUGGAUGGGCUACAUAUUUUUCCAGUCAUUCUCCUUGUUGUAUCCUGCAGUUACCACUGGACCUCUGGAUCAGUGUUGGACGUGACAGUCAGACCAGGAGACAGCAUCACUCUCUACUGUGACUGCAAAUUAUCAAUUGGAUUAUACAUAGUGUGGUACAGGAACUGUUCUCAUGAGAACCAGCCUUCUCUUGACCUUCCAGUAAAACUCAUUUCGAAGAUGGUCAACUCUGAAAAUGGUCUCCUGAAAAAUUUCCCUCGUUUUCAAUUUGUGAGAAACUUUUCUUCUGCGUCCUAUGACCUGCUGAUCAUGAACAUCACUCACUCUGAUGAGGGUCUCUACUACUGUGGAACUGAACAGACCAAGGUGGAGGAUAAAGAAUUCAUUACAUCCAGAACUAUUUACAGAUACGGCAACAUCACAACAAGGAUCAUAUUCAACUCCAGCGAGCCUCAUCACCCUGAGACUCCACAAGAAUGUGGUGUAUGCUGUGUGCUGCUGUUCUCUCUGUGUCCAGCUUUUGCUGUCCUCUCCUCUCUUCUCUCCUCGCUUCUGGUUUAUCACCUCUGUCAGAAAAAAGCUAAAGAACUUCAAGUUGAUCAGCAAAGACCUCAAACAGGACUGAAUCAGGAUGAAGAUAUGGGUUAUGCUGCAGUGGAAAUCCGUCAGGCAUCACAGAGACCAAAGAAGAAGAAGAAGAAAACCCAGAGUUCUAACUUCAGCACUUAUUCUGCCAUCAAUACUUCCAGGAUGUAGAGAGCCUAAAACAAGACAACGACAUAAUAAAUUAUAUAAGGCUGGUUAAUGAUGAAUAAUUCAUUUGUAGGAAUAUGUAUAGAUCAUUCUGUCACUUCUGCAUUUAAGGCUGGGCAACAUUCAUCAUUAUCUGUAACUGAUACAUAUAAAAUGAUGUAUGCAUAAAAUGAUUUUUAUGUUUGUUUGUUUUUUGAAAGUGGAAAGCAGUUAUGGUU
This is a messenger RNA of Epinephelus fuscoguttatus (brown-marbled grouper), 1093 nucleotides long. RefSeq lists its product as uncharacterized. Lineage: Eukaryota; Metazoa; Chordata; Actinopteri; Perciformes; Serranidae. The record is from RefSeq and is a predicted model, not a curated record. The coding region runs from base 123 to 878 and encodes 251 amino acids. The transcript is spliced from 5 exons.